Messenger RNA from Aspergillus welwitschiae, 1822 nucleotides. Its product is annotated as NCBP3 domain-containing protein. Lineage: Eukaryota; Fungi; Ascomycota; Eurotiomycetes; Eurotiales; Aspergillaceae. Gene Ontology annotation, molecular function: RNA 7-methylguanosine cap binding; mRNA binding. The coding region runs from base 124 to 1551 and encodes 475 amino acids. The record is from RefSeq and is a predicted model, not a curated record. The transcript has 2 exons. Gene Ontology annotation, cellular component: cytosol; nucleus.
GGCGCCCCUCUUCUUCUCUGUUUUAUUGCCAUCGAGCUUUGUUAAAGAUACUCUACUCUGAUUUUUAUUUCGCUUUGGCAUUACAUUCUAUACCCGCCUCUUCCGACUAAGUUUCCUCCCUCAAUGGAGGUAGCUAGCGCGCAGCAGCCUUCUCUUCAACUAGACGCCUCCAACGCUGCCCCGGUUGCUGACACAAUGGACGCCUCCAUGGAUAUUGACAUGGACAUUGAUCUUGGACCCCUUCCAGAAGCAGAACCAAUUGAGACUGAACAAACUCUCGUGGCAACGACUGCUGUUCAAGAUGGAUCCAUCGACCCUCUUAAUGAGGAGGCACAGUAUGAAAAGGUUCAUAUACGCGGUGUAGAUGAGUUGACGACAGACAACAUCAAACAAUUCGCUGUCGAACACUUCGCCCUUGAGGAGCCAAGCCGCGUUGAAUGGAUCGAUGACACAUCAGCGAACAUCCUAUACUCUUCGCCGGAGGUUGGUCUUCAAGCUCUGUCAGCAUUUACGCAGGUUAGCGAGGAGGAGGAUGCAUCCGCAUUGCCUGCUCUACGGUUGCGAUCUGCGAAGCUCCUCUCUACCCACCCCGACUCUGUGCUCCAGGUUAGGUCAGCUGUCAAGGCGGAUCGCAAAAAGCCUCGUGCGCACGAAGCCAGUCGGUUUUAUCUCAUGCACCCUGAACAUGACCCUCGGGAACGCUUGCGACGAGAAUUUGCAGACAGGCGACGCUCGGGAGGUGGAGACGUCAGUGACGGGGAUUACAGACGAAGACGAUUUGAUGGUCGAGAACUGCAACGUCGGAGAGACCGUGAUGCAGGCGAGAGCUUCAGUGCCAAUAUGUAUGAUGACACGGUGCCUGCCAGCCGCGACCGUUCGUCGGACCGCAGUCGCGAAAGGCGGGGAAGACGAGGGGGGCGCGAUCUAUUCCCACAGGAAGAAGGACGAUUGUCUGGUCGCCUUCGCAACCGUAGCGCGUCACCCGGUCGAGAUACACUGAUGGAAGGCGGGUAUGCUGAGGACGAUCGGCAGGAUCGCAGACGUUUCCGCGACCGGUCGCCCCAGCUCGGUCGCCGCAAUGAAGGCAAGGAGCUCUUCCCAUCCUCGGGAGCCAAAAGCAGCGAUGCAAAUUUGCGGGAGCUCUUCCCGAACCGAACAGCAAAGGAACUCUUUCCUCAAAAAGUUAGCAAUCAUCGCCGUUCAGACGCGAUCGAUGGCGCAGAUGAGACGGCAGAUCUCUUCUCGCGAAGGAUUUCAGUGCCCCUUGUUGAUGGCAGCCAAGACCAACAACCUGCGCGCCGAAAGCGCGACAUUGAGCUUUUCCCUGAGGCGACCGAGACAAGCGGUCUCAACAUCCGCGGGGCAGCAAGGCAGGAUCAGGGAAUGUCGAUUCGUGGUGCGGCAAAUGGCAUCUCAAUUAAAGGACGGGGCGCGUCUGUUCGUGAACUGUUCCCUAAUAAAUACGGUUCCAACGCAGGCAAGGAGUUGUUUUCCGAUAAGAUUGAAGGGCGAGGAGGACCACGACGCAGGGCGGAGGACAUGUUUAGCUGAGGGCUUAGGUUCGGGUAGACCUUUUUGCAAGCAACAUGUCAUGUUGCUAUGUGUAUAAUUUGCCUGACUGGUUUCUCUUUGGUUGUCGCUCGGCUUUUGCUUGGAUGGUGGUGCGCAAAGUUCGAUAAAAUCGGCUGACAUCGGUGAUACCAAUCUUUCCUCCUAUAUAUAUCUUAUUCUUUUGUACUUCAGCCUAUGCCCAAUGAGAACAUCCUACCUCUCCACUAGAUGCGGUAUCUUCAUGAAGCGUAGUGCUCAGGAGGUCUGUUUG